Molecule: messenger RNA, 1713 nt
Organism: Lathyrus oleraceus (garden pea)
Lineage: Eukaryota; Viridiplantae; Streptophyta; Magnoliopsida; Fabales; Fabaceae
Exons: 5
Coding region: 1-1713 (570 amino acids)
Source: RefSeq, a predicted model, not a curated record
AUGAUAUACACUAAUGGAUCUGAUUCUGUGUUGUCUAGCUAUUAUGAUCCUGAUUGGGCUGGAAGGCAACCUUACUUUUUCCAGAAAAACUCCAAAAAGUCACAACGUCAAGAUACACCUGCUUCUAAAAAUACUAAGUCUACUCCAAAAUUUAGUGUUCCUCCCAUAGGUGUCCCUGAUGAUGAGAUUCUGGAUGUUCCUCCUAUCUCUGUUAUUCCCGCCGCGGGCAUUGAUUUGAACCAACCCAUAUCCAUUGAUGCCUCCGCUUCUGCAUGUUACAAUAAAGGUAAUCCCUCUAGUAUUCCGUCUGGUUCAACUCCUGUCACUAAGUAUAAGGAAGGAACACACUAUACUGAUCGUGUUAUAAGAAACAUAGUUAGUAGAAUUCUUAAUGAAGGCCACUCUAUGAAGGGGGUUUCUUCUCCCCUUGCUCAAAUGUAUCCCCCUCCUGAGGUUGAACAACCUAGUGGUAAGGGUGAUGAUUCCUCCAGUUUUGAAAAGGCCUUGGCUGUUGAAGGGUUGCGCUCUCUAGGGAAAACCGUGUCUGACAAAGGGAAAUUUGUGGCCUCUAACACGGCUAAUGCUUCCUACUCUGAGAAGCAUGAUGAUGCAAAUGUUAUGAUUGAUCUAGAGGAUGGUAGCUUUGAUGAUCAAGAGGAAAGCUUGAUUCAUCACAUAAAUCCAAGUGUGGCUAAACGCAUGAAGACUCGCAAAGGAAUAUCUGUGGCUGAACUUAUAUCAGCUAGAGAAGCUAAGAAGACUGCUGUCAUUGGUCCCUCCAAACCAUGGAGCAAGGUUGAAAUAAAGAAGAGGAAGGUCAGAGAUGAUUCUGAGCCUGAAGAGGAUGUUGAGGAAGAUGUCCCUGACAUCUCGCCUGCGAAGAAAACUAUUGUUAGGAAGUUUCUUGUUAAAGUACCUAUUGUUCAUUUGGAUAACAUCUCCUUCCAUCUUGAGGAUGGAGCUGCUAAGUGGAAAAUUGUGAUUCAGAGAAGGGUAGUUGUGGAAAAGGAAUUGGGAAAAGAUGUUGCUGAUGUCAAGGAGGUCAUGGAUCUGAUACAAGCUGUUGGGCUUUUGAAGAUUGUUGUUGGGUUCUCUCAAUGCUACGAAGGUUUAGUCAAGGAAUUUAUUGUUAAUAUUCUUGAGGAUAUUUCUGAUAAGAACAUCAAGGAGUUCUGCAAGAUGUAUGUGAGAGGCAGAAAUAAUGAGGGUGCAGGAGAAUUAGAGGUUACAGACAAUGAGGUCUAUAGGGAGAUUACAGCUAAGCAGGUGAAAGUUUGUCCUUUUAAAAAGCAUCUUCCUGCUGGGAAGUUGACUAUCAAAUAUAUUUUUGAUCAAAUCAUCAAGCAUGCAACUACUAAUGCAGUUAAGCUGCCAAUUGCUUUUCCCUCUAUGAUCUGUGGAAUUAUCUUGAAUCAACAUCCUGGUAUACUGUGCUCAAAUGAUUUACCUAGUAGGAGAAAAACAGCUCUGUCUAUGCACUACAAACUCUUUGAAGGCAGUCAUGUCGAGGAUAUUGUCAUGACAUCUGCCAUGAGGAGGCCAGUUUCAAAAGAGCAGGCUGAGGGUGAAAAUGUUGAACAUGCUAAUGUCAGCCAUGAAGAAGAAGCUGAAGCCCACACGUCAAGUGAGAGAUUUGCUAAUAAUGAUGAUGCGAGUGGCAAUUCUGCUUCUGGUGCUGCUGAAGAGGCUACAAACUCAAGCUCUACUGAGUAG